This is a messenger RNA of Eimeria acervulina, 375 nucleotides long. RefSeq lists its product as hypothetical. The record is from RefSeq and is a predicted model, not a curated record. The coding region runs from base 1 to 375 and encodes 124 amino acids. NCBI's taxonomy places the organism in Eukaryota, Apicomplexa, Conoidasida, Eucoccidiorida, Eimeriidae. The transcript has 2 exons.
AUGCAGGAAGGGCAGCGACAGCGACAGUCAAAGGAACUUAACUUUGAACCUGCUGAAUGGGCCUUCCCAACCAGUAUCUGUGAUUUGAUGUUUAGCUCCUGUAUUGCGCACCAUUCGCCCUUGCACGAGCACGUGGAAGGAUCAGCAGAUUCACGUGAAGAUGAAAACGCUGCAGCGGUAAAUUCUCUGCAAAGAACUCUGUGGAGCGAUACCAACUUACAGCUCGCCUGCGGCACCCGGUGCCGCAGCUUGAGGCGCGUAAAGGAUGAGGGCCGUCAGGUGUGGAUGGAGUAUCAAGAAGUGACGCUACGAGAUAACUCCAAACGGUUCCAGUGGGUAGAGCUGGCGGACAACGCCAAGGCUGCCGUGCAGUGA